GAGGAUACGAAUGACGAAGCUAAAAUUGAAGACUUGAUCAGACUUCCGCGUUUGAUGAUGACCAAGGAAAUGAGGUCAGACUUUGGCAUUCUGAAGAUGCCAAACAUCCCCAGUCCAACUCGAGUUCCUCUUUAUUUCCUCUGGAAGCUCGACAACAAGACAAUAAAUCCAAUUCCAUGUCAUGGAUUGCCUCUUUUGCCUUGUGCUGCCACAGCUCUUGCAGAAACUAAGCCUGCAUAUUUCUCCCACCAGUAUCCACCACCACAACCAGUCUAUUUGUCUUCAACCCUUCGAUCAUGGCCGGCAGUAUGCCCGUCUUCCAUCCGCCGAACGACUUGGCGGCGCCCGCCGAACCUGGUUCGCCCAUCAUGGUUGCUCCGUUGCUGCCCAAGUCAUCGCCCCGCAGGAGGAACUUGUCGUGGCGGUCCCGUGAGGGAAGGACUUCGUGGGAGGCGUUCCCCGUCGAGAAUUUGGAGCGGUCGGGAUCGACGCCUGUCGCUUCUUACCCCUCCAGGCGCUCCGACUCCGUGAAGCUCGGCUCGCAGAGGGAGAUCAGCGACGACGAGGCUCGGCUCGUGUACAUCAACGACCCCGAGAGGACCAACCAGCCGCUUAGAUUCGUCGACAACUCGAUCAGGACCGCCAAGUACUCCGUUCUCACCUUCUUGCCCCGCAACCUGUUCGAGCAGUUCCACCGGGUGGCCUACGUCUACUUCCUCGUCCUCGUGGGGCUCAACCAGAUUCCGCAGCUCGGCGUGUUCACCCCGGCGGCCUCCGUGCUGCCGCUCGCCUUCGUGCUCGGCGUCACCGCCGUCAAGGACGCGUACGAGGACUGGCGGCGGCAUCUUUCCGACCGCACCGAGAACAGCCGGACCGCCCAGGUCCUGGUCGCCGGCGGUGAGUUUCGGCCCAAGCGGUGGAAGGACAUCGUCGUCGGGGAGGUCGUCAAGGUCGCUGCCGACGAGACGCUGCCCUGCGACAUGGUCCUGCUCGCGACCAGCGACCCCACCGGCGUGGCCUACGUGCAGACUAUCAACCUGGACGGCGAGUCUAAUCUCAAGAGCCGGUACGCGAAGCAGGAGACGCAGUCGACGUCGCCGGAGGCGAUGUCCGGCCUUAUCCGCUGCGAGAAGCCCAACCGCAACAUCUACGGGUUCCUCGGCGGUGUCGAUGUGCCCGGCAGCAAACGGGUCUCGCUCGGCCCGGCCAACAUAAUCCUCCGGGGCUGCGAGCUGAAGAACACCAGCUGGGUCGUCGGUGUCGCGGUGUAUACCGGGCAGGAAACCAAGGUGAUGCUGAACAGCUCCGGCACACCGUCUAAGCGGAGUCGCCUCGAGGCGCACAUGAACCGGGAGGUGAUCCUGCUAGCCGUGGCACUCAUCACGCUGUGCUCCAUCGUCACGAUCCUCGCCGGCGUGUGGCUCACCAACCACCGCGACGAGCUCGACGACCUGCCGUACUACCGGAAGGAGGACUUCUCGGGCGCGGAGGCGGAUACCUACGACUACCACGGGGUGGGGUUGGAGACGCUGUUCAGCUUCCUCAAGUCGGUGAUCAUAUUCCAGGUGAUGAUUCCGAUAGCGCUGUACAUAUCGAUGGAGCUGGUAAGGCUUGGGCAGGCCUUCUUGAUGAUCCAGGACAAGAACAUGUUCGACGAAGGGAGCAAGACGAGCUUCCAGUGCAGGGCGCUCAACAUAAACGAAGACCUGGGGCAGAUCAAGUACGUGUUCUCGGACAAGACGGGGACUCUCACGGAGAACAAGAUGGAGUUCCUGUGCGCCAGCGUUGGCGGGGUCGACUACAGCGGUGGCGAGGAGGAAGCGCAUUCGAUCUCAGUUGCUGGGGAGACAUUGCGGCCUAAAAUGACCGUGAAGACCGAUCCGGAGCUGAUGAACGUGAUGAUGGGUGGGAAGGGAACAGAAAAGGCGAAACAAGCUCGAGACUUCUUCCUUGCACUGGCGACCUGCAACACCAUCGUGCCAAUAUUGGUCGACACAGCGGAUCCGUCGCUCAAGCUCAUCGACUACCAGGGCGAGUCGCCGGACGAGCAAGCCUUGGUCUACGCCGCUGCAGCUUAUGGUUUCACGCUUCUAGAGCGGACUUCCGGCCAUAUCGUCAUCCAUGUCCUCGGUGAAAGCCAGAGAUAUGAUGUUUUGGGCCUUCAUGAAUUUGAUAGUGACCGGAAGAGGAUGUCUGUUGUAAUCGGCUGUCCUGAUAAAACUGUAAAGCUAUUUGUCAAAGGUGCAGACAAUUCGAUGUUUGGGGUUAUACAAAAGGGAAGAGAUUUGGAUGUUAUUCGUGCAACCCAGACAAAUCUCCUUGCCUAUUCAUCUUUGGGUCUGAGGACAUUGGUUGUUGGUAUGCGUGAAUUAAGUAAAAGUGAAUUCAAGGAGUGGCAGUCUGCCUUUGAGAAUGCAAAUGCAGCUUUGAUUGGCAGGGGGAAAUUUCUACGAGCUCUUGCAUCUAAUGUUGAAAGAAAUCUUCACAUAUUAGGUGCCUCUGGGAUUGAAGAUAAGCUACAACAAGGUGUACCGGAAGCCAUAGAAUCUAUGAGGCAAGCUGGCAUCAAGGUUUGGGUUUUGACAGGGGACAAGCAAGAAACUGCUGUUUCUAUUGGCUUUUCUUGUAAGCUUCUAACGAAUGAUAUGACUCGGAUUGUGAUCAAUAGCAAUUCCAGAGAAUCCUGUAAAAACAGCCUACAAGAUGCGGUUUCUAUGUCCAGCAAACUUGCAGCAGUAUCACCCAGCCCUGAAAAUAUAUUGACAGGCACAGGAUCUUCUAGGGUUCCUCUGGCUUUGAUUAUUGAUGGUACCAGCCUCAUCCACAUUUUGGAGAAAGAAUUGGAAGAUGAGUUGUUUAAAGUGGCCAUAGUAUGUGAUGUUGUAUUGUGCUGCCGUGUGGCUCCAUUGCAAAAGGCUGGAAUAGUUGCUCUCAUAAAGAACCGAACAGAUGAUAUGACCCUUGCAAUUGGAGAUGGUGCAAAUGAUGUCUCAAUGAUCCAAAUGGCUGAUGUUGGCAUUGGCAUAAGCGGACAAGAGGGAAGGCAAGCUGUUAUGGCCUCAGAUUUUGCCAUGGGGCAAUUCCGAUUCUUAGUGCCCCUUUUGUUGGUCCAUGGACAUUGGAAUUACCAGAGGAUGGCCUACAUGAUCUUGUACAACUUCUACAGGAAUGCUGUGCUUGUCUUCAUCCUAUUCUGGUAUGUGCUUUACACUGCUUAUAGCUUGACAGCUGCAAUAAGCGACUGGAACACUCAAUUAUAUUCUUUCAUCUACACUACUCUGCCAACUAUUGUUGUUGGAAUCCUUGACAAGGAUCUUAGCAGGAAGACAUUGCUGAAGUACCCCCAACUCUACAAAGCAGGUCAGAGGGAUGAAAGAUACAACCUGAGGCUGUUUAUGCUUACUAUGAUGGACUCCAUUUGGCAAAGCGUUGCUAUAUUCUACAUUCCUUAUAUUGCAUACAGACACAGUGAUGUCGAUGUCUCUGGCCUAGGAGACUUGUGGAUCAUUGCUGUGGUCCUUCUAGUAAACCUUCACUUGGCUAUGGAUGUGUUUCGAUGGAACUGGAUCACACAUGCAUCUAUAUGGGGCUGCAUUAUCGCAACAGUAAUAUGUGUCAUUAUCUUGGAUUCCAUAUGGAUGCUACCUGGUUACUGGGCCAUCUUUAAUAUGAUGGGGACUGGAUUAUUCUGGGUAUGCCUUCUUGGCAUCAUAGUAUCGGCAUUGGUUCCUCGUUUCACAACCAAGGUUUUGACCGAGUAUGUCAUCCCUAGUGAUGUUCAAAUUGCCAGAGAACAUGAGAAGAUUCAGAAUUUGAGUACAGCCACCACAUCAGAAAUUCUGAUGAACACAUUCUCGCAAUCCUAAUGAUGCUUUACCUAUUGAAAAAUAUCUCUUUUCUUUUAUAUUUUUAUUUUAUUUUCUUUCCUUUUGUAUAUUACUAUAUUCUUUUUACUGAGAAUUCGAUUUUUUUACAGAUUGCUGGAUGGUCAACCAUCCAAAGGGAUAGAUAGGUAAUCCAUCUGUUCUUUUUAUUCUUUCACAAAUACCUUUUGUAUUGCCUUGUACAAGAAGAUAAUGCGACCACACAUCACAAUAAGUUGUUUCUGAUAACAGUUUGUGUAUAAAGCAUGAGCUUUGGUGUAA
Molecule: messenger RNA, 4145 nt
Organism: Musa acuminata AAA Group (dessert banana)
Lineage: Eukaryota; Viridiplantae; Streptophyta; Magnoliopsida; Zingiberales; Musaceae
Product: phospholipid-transporting ATPase 1
Exons: 7
Coding region: 297-3866 (1189 amino acids)
Biological process (GO): phospholipid translocation
Cellular component (GO): plasma membrane
Molecular function (GO): magnesium ion binding; ATP binding; ATPase-coupled intramembrane lipid carrier activity
Source: RefSeq, a predicted model, not a curated record